AUAAUAUGAAAUGUAUGGUUUUGUGUGCUUAUGAAUAUUUAAUAUUACGUUUAUUUUUGUAUUAUUUUAGGAACAGAUUCAAUGUUACCCCCGUUUCAAAGAUAAAAAAUAACAGCACAAGAUAGAAAUCACCCCAGAAAACGACCAUCGUAAUCAACAUUACGUAUGGAUUUUCUCACAUUUAACCCACCUUUUUAAACACUUUUGUAUUUGUAAUACAAACUACAAAGGGAGAUUUUAAAAAAGCUGAUGAUUAUAUGAGUGAAAUAUCUAAUCUAAUAUCUAAAUAUCGGCUUUCCUUUGUGGGUGACUUUUCAACCGGAAACUGAAUGAAUGUUCCAAUUGCUAACAUGUACUUCUCAGGAAGAUAGGCUAUACAGUGACAGAAAAUACAGCAGAUAACACAUGUCUGCUAUGUGGCGGUAAUCAGCUUGGUUUUCGGGUAAUUCAUCGAACGUUUUCUAUAGAUGAAUUACUACAUUUGGGAAGCUAUCCCGGUUAGCGCUGCUAGCUCCGACAACCGAAGCCGGAAGUGACGCAGGGAUUCCUCUCUUGCUCUGACGUUGGAUUUGUUCUUCACAAAUUCAAACGUGAUUCUUGCGGAGCUGUUGACGUUAAAAACAGAAGCAAUACAAGAAAACGCUUUUUUUUGGCAGACUUUCUUUACGUUUUCACCGGAGUUUGAGGUGAUUUAAAAGGUUUUAGGAGACUGUUAAUGUCGCGGAAGGAACACAUCAGAGAACAAACUGCCAGGACACCAGCUGUUGUGAUGAAUUCUGCUGAGAAACGAGACAUCAGAAUCAAACGGGUCUCGUCCAGGAAGAGAUCUCGCGAUAGCUCACAGAUGACACCUGAGAGGAAGAGAGGACCUGAGAAAUGUCCUCCGAUCUGCAGGCUGAGCAGCAUCAUGGCAGAACAACAACAACAACCUGCUGCAGAGUUGUUCUGCAGCGACAGCGAGGAUCUGUUCGGGGAUUACGACAGCCUCCUGCAGGACAGCUCGCUGCUCGACAGACUGGACGACGCUGAGCAGAGCGAGAGGCAGAGAGACGUCCAGAGAGACGUCCAGAGAGACUUCACCAACCUGAGGACGAAGACAGACGAAGACGUGCUCACAGACUCCAUCCUGGACGCCAUGGGAGAGGAAGAUCUUCCUCCCAGCAUGCAACAGUUCAAGGAUCAGGUCCAGGAGACGAGGGUCCGUCUGCAGGGCGGAGAUCAGACCUCCACUCCGCUCAGAAACACAAAGACCUCCACCCCUCUGAGGACUAAAGAGGAGAGUAGACCCCCGAGAGGAGGAGGAGGAAGAGGAGGAGGAGGAGGAGGAGGAUCAUCGAGGAGGAGGAGCGUGGCGGACGCUCUGAAGAAGACGAUGCUUUGUAACGCAGCCUCUCCAGCCAUGGCGUCUCGCAGCGCAGCGUUAAAGGAGGCCGUCCUCUCGGAGGAAAUCUCCGUCGCCAUGCAGGCGUUGGAGGAAGUUUCUGAAGAGAAGACCCCCGACCUCGGGCCCUUCUUCGGGCUCCCGUCCAGAGUCAAGGAGCUGAUGCUGCGGCUGAAGGGGAUCCAGAGCUUAUACGAGUGGCAGGAGACGUGUCUGAACCUGCCGUCCGUUCAGCGCCGGAAGAACCUGAUCUACUCGCUGCCGACCAGCGGAGGAAAGACUCUGGUGGCCGAGAUCCUGAUCCUCAGAGAGCUGCUCUGCAGGAAGAAGGACGCUCUGUUCAUCCUGCCGUACGUCUCUCUGGUGCAGGAGAAGGUGCGAGGGUUGGCGAGCUUCGGCGUGGAGCUGGACUUCCUGGUGGAGGAGUACGCCGGCAGUAAAGGAAGGUUCCCCCCCGUAAAGAGGAAAGACAGGAGGUCUCUUUACGUCGCGACGAUAGAAAAAGCCCACAGCCUCGUGAACUCGCUGAUCGAGAACCAGAGGAUCGACGACCUGGGGCUGGUGGUGGUGGACGAGCUUCACAUGUUGGGCGACGGCAGCAGAGGAGCGAUCAUUGAGAUGACGCUCGCUAAAGUUCUCUACACGGCCAAAUCCACUCAGAUUAUCGGGAUGAGCGCCACGCUGGGAAACAUUAAAGACCUGCAGACGUUUUUAAGAGCAGAAAACUACAGCAAUGACUUCCGGCCUGUGCAGCUGAAGGAGUACGUUAAACUGCAAGACACCAUCUAUGAAGUAGACCCAAAGGAGGAGGACUGCUUCAAAUUCUCUCGUCUCCUCAACUUCAAGUACUCCAGCUCCAUGCAGAAGCUGGACCCGGACCACAUCAUCGCCAUGGUGACCGAAGUCAUCCCAAAACACUCCUGUCUGGUUUUCUGCCCCACGAAGAAGAACUGUGAGAAUGUGGGAGCGCUGAUCUGCAGAUACCUCAGGAAGGACUUCCUGCUCCUCCACGAGCAGCAGAAGCUCCUCCUCCUCUCCCAGCUGGAGAGGUGUGUAGUGUGAUUCUGUGGAGUUUAUUUAUGGCA
Trematomus bernacchii (emerald rockcod) is the source of this 2466-nucleotide messenger RNA. RefSeq names its product helicase POLQ-like. The record is from RefSeq and is a predicted model, not a curated record. Gene Ontology annotation, molecular function: ATP binding; nucleic acid binding. NCBI's taxonomy places the organism in Eukaryota, Metazoa, Chordata, Actinopteri, Perciformes, Nototheniidae.